AUGGAGUUACUGCAGACGUACAGCGUCGGCGAGUGGUUACCUGCGGCGCUCUUCCGCUUUGAUCCGCCAUCCCAUAUAUAUGUUAUAAGACGCGACUGUGCUGGGCCAGCAGGUCUGGUGGCAGCGUUGACGCUCCUCCAAAACGGCAUCCCCGUUCGUAUCAUCGAGAAAGACCCCAACCCUCGCAUCGGACAGCGUGGUCCCGGAAUCUGGCCACGCUCCAUCGAACUCUUCAACUUCCUAAGCGUCCCAGAAGUCAACGAUCUGGCGAAACCCUUCCCUGUAAUCCGUUCCUACAAGCCUGGAACAUUGGAAUGUGCGGCGGAAUUCCCGAUGGUCCCGCAUAUGGAAUCUACUCCUGCGAUACCAUUCCAUGCUGCAAAGCUUAUGGGUCAACAACUCCUAGAUGUGAUUCUGCGACGCCACCUAGAGAAAUUUUCGUGUUCCGUCGAGAUGGGCACCGAACUGCGUUCGAUCGAGCAGUCUGACGAUGGUGUCACGGCUGUUCUAGCAAAGAACGGCAUAUUAGAGACUUUCGAUACUAAGUGGGUGAUCGGUGCUGACGGCGCUAAAGGUGUCGUGCGCAAACAGCUCGGGCUCACAUUCUUGGGCGAGACUAGAGACGAUUUCCGAAUGGUCAUGGGAGACAUUCGUUUAAAGGGCGUUGGUCUUGAUAGAGCGUAUUGGCACCGAUUUGGAAACUUUAAACGAGGCAUCUCACUGCGUCCAACGGACGAAAUUGGCGAGGACGGCUGGCAAUUUAUCAUCCUUGGUAAUGAUCUAGACCUGACAAAGGUCGCUCAGAGCGAGGAGCUGAUCUUCGAGAUCAUCGCAUCGGUGAUACCCACGGAUAUUACAUUCAACAAGCUCGUCUGGGUGAGCGAGUACAGGGCCAAUAUCCGGAUGGUAAACAAGUUGAGCGAGGGCCGAGGAUUCGUUGUGGGUGAUGCUGCUCAUGUCCACAGUCCAACCGGUGGUCAGGGACUCAACUCAAGCGUACAAGAUGCUUUCAAUCUAGGCUGGAAGCUUGCGCUCGUCGAAAAAGGACUCGCCGACAAAUCUCUUCUUGAGACGUAUAAUACCGAGCGUUUGCCUGUCAUCUCCGAGAUGCUUGAGAUGACCACCGCGAUUCUCAACCAGACAUUAGAAACAGACAACGCGCCCGUGACACGAAGCCCCAUUCUUUUCAUGCUCGGUAUCAACUGCCGAUUCAGCAACAUCGUUCUCGACGAGUUUGCGGUUCCAGGGAAGCCUAUCAAUGCAUACGGGGUGGGAGGUGGAGAAUCUGGCGUGAAGACGCUCUUUGGUCUUUACAGACCAUGGUAUCACACUGUGCUUGUGUUCGCUCCGAGUCAUGCAGAUGCUACCCCUGAUCUUGGAGAGAAUCAUGCUUAUUCAGCUUACCUCGUGGAAGCUGGCCAGACGAAGGUGUUUGUGGUACGGCCGGACGGAGUGGUUGGGGCAAUCGUACAUGGUGCAGAAGGCGUAAAGAAGUAUUUCUCGGGAAUAUUUUUGAAUUUAUCAAAUGGUGUAGAGGUCAAGGCGGUACUUAUUGGGGAGCGCGCCUCAAAUCUGGACCAACGCAGUCGAAUGUUCUUCGGUACUUCUCCCCGGGCCGUAGGCACCCCAAUCUGUGGUGUUGAAGGAUGCCAUCGUUCUCAUUCAAUCCCUGAGCUUGAUUUCCGUCGUGUUCCGAGGGAGCAGUCACCAGUUUCUAAUCAACGGAUACACCUGUUUGCUCAAUGUUUGGAAUCGGGCUGCCGAGAUUGGGAGCGUCUUGUGAUGGUAUAUGCUCUGAUGUGGAGCCCCGACCGAGUGUGA
This is a messenger RNA of Suillus subalutaceus, 1821 nucleotides long. RefSeq names its product FAD binding domain-containing protein. NCBI's taxonomy places the organism in Eukaryota, Fungi, Basidiomycota, Agaricomycetes, Boletales, Suillaceae. The record is from RefSeq and is a predicted model, not a curated record. Gene Ontology annotation, molecular function: FAD binding. The coding region runs from base 1 to 1821 and encodes 606 amino acids. The transcript has 18 exons.